Molecule: messenger RNA, 6372 nt
Organism: Danio rerio (zebrafish)
Lineage: Eukaryota; Metazoa; Chordata; Actinopteri; Cypriniformes; Danionidae
Source: RefSeq, a predicted model, not a curated record
CAAAAAAGGAUCCGUCUCUCUGCCUUUAGGACCUCACAGUCUGGACGGUUGAGUUAAACUUGAGCGCAACUUGGGGUAAACCAAACGGCUCAAGUCGCACAUGAUCUGUCCGCUGAUUCGGGGCAGGCGAAUGAAUUAAAAUAAUGAUUUCGAAGGAAUAAAACACUCAAACCUUCUACCUGACUAUUCAAGGGAUUUAUUUCUUUAACAACAGCUUCUAGUGGAAGAGAAGAUCUAAAGUCUUAGCUAUGGAUCUAGAACGACAAAAGCGCAAGGAAGAAAUACAAAAAGCUUUGGGCUUCAUCCAGUCAUCUUUGCCUUUUCCCGAACCUGAAGGUUAUGAGGCAUUCCUGACUCAGCUGGUCUGUAAUUUGCUGGAUGAAGGUAAUGCAGUGUAUCGUGAUGGAGAAUGGAGACAGGCAGCAGUCCAUUACAGCGAGGGUGUGAAUGUUGCUCGCUACGCUCAGUCAGAAGCUCUGGUCAUUCCUCCUGAGCUGUUAGAGAGCCUUUAUGUAAACCGGGCAGCUGCACAUUAUAGUCUGGGCGAGUAUGAGCGGGGAGUGCAGGACUGUGACAGUGCACUGUGUGUGUCAGAGGGCAGUCGCAGGGCUCUCUACAGGAAGGCACUUUGUCUGAGGGACCAGGGCCGAUUUAGAGAGGCUUAUGAGUGCGGCACUGGAUGCCUACUAACUGCUCCUCACGACAGGCAAGUCAGUGAGCUUGCUCAGGAUCUAGCCAACAAACUUGGUUUGAAAAUCCGCAAAGCAUACGUCAGCCCUCAGCUUGAUUCUACUACAUCUGGGACAGACAACAAUGGAGAAACUAAUUCUCCUACUGGGGAGACCUCCUCAAAUGGUCUUGAGACUUUGAAUGAUAUUGGAUCAGACUUAACAAGUGCCCAAUGCAUCCCUGCCCCUCUGGCUACACCAAUUCCUGUCAGUGAUGACCCACAGAUUCCUUCACUGGACCCAGUUGAGCCCCAAGACAUGCCAGAAAGCCCAAGCCAGGAGCCGUCGGGACGGGUGCCAUACUCCGUGCCUGUAUCUGAACACAUGGGAGAAUGUGUAAUGAAUGAGGACACUUCAUGUCUGGACACCUUGCUGGAAAGUAUUCCCAAAGGGGCAGAGGUCAGCGUGAACCCAGUUCAAGGUGCCAUUCCUACAAACCUACCUAACACUGCUGUGGGUUUGAGGCCUCCAUACUCUCCGGGUCUUCCAGGAUCCACACCUCAGCUCGCAGCUCAAUUUUUCAACUCUGCUGUCAGUCCACUUCCACCACUGGAGCCCUUUACAGCAUUGGGUCAAAGCGAAGCCUCUUCCCAGACAAUGGAGUCUCUUGGUUCCUUCAGUUCUGGGGCUGCUGACACUGCAGGGAAAGGAUCAUUGAUCACAGGGGGACUGGAUUCACUUUCUGAGUACACACUUCCUGGUGGACGAAUCUCUCACUGUUUCAUCCCUGGUUUGCGUAAUCAUAAUGCCGCUAAUGCAAAUGGGCCAGUUGGUACCAACCUUUCUCUGCUGUCACGAAACCCUCUGGCUGCCACACAUGAGUUCAGACAGGCCUGUAAUGCUUGCUACAGUCGCAUAGGCCCCAGAGUUAUGGACUACCAUUAUCAGCCUGAGGCAGCGCACCGCUGUAAGAGAGAUGUGCUGCUCUGUCGCCUCAAAACUGCAGACGACCCCAUCUGGAAGAGGGUGCGACCUCGUCCAGCUCGUAAUAACUUCCUUGGGGCAUUUGUUCUCUGCAAAGAGGUACAAGAGCGUCAGGAGUGCCAGUAUGGUGAGAACUGCACUUUUGCCUAUUGCCAGGAGGAGAUCGACGUCUGGACCCAAGAGAGGAAGGGAGCUCUGAGUCGCGAGCUACUGUUUGACCCUCUGGGCACAAAUGAACGUCGGGCCCUCAGUGUCACCCGUCUCCUCCAGCUCCAUAUGGGCAUGUUUAUGUUCCUCUGUGAGGAAUGUUUUGACAGUAAACCUCGAAUAAUUAGCAAGAGAAGCAAAGAAAAUCUUGCUGUGUGUUCCAAUCUCACUGCACGACAUCCCUUUGAUGACAACAAGUGCCUGGUGCAUGUGGUUCGCUCAGCAAACGUGCGCUACAGUAAAAUACGCCCUCUUCACCCACUCUGCCAGUUUGACGUGUGUCGUCAUGAAGUGCGAUACGGCUGCCAACGGGAGGACAGUUGCUCUUUUGCACAUUCAGUCAUAGAACUCAAGUGUUGGGUGCUUCAGCAGGACACAGGUAUUACCCAUGAGGAGAUGGUGCAGGAGUCUAAAAGACACUGGCACAGGUUGGAACAGAAUGCGCAGAGACAGAAGCCUAUGCCAGGGCCUCAUCAGCCCAGUGGGAGCAGCAGCGGUGGUAUCAGUGGCAGUUCUGUGGUCUCAGGCGGUGUGGUUGGCGGAGGUGGAGACAGCAUCAGUGGCGGAGGAGGAGGAGGCGGAGGACUGGUGGGAUGCGGUCGGGGGCGUGGCCUUAAUCUGAAGAUGAAGUUUGUGUGUGGACAGUGUUGGAGGGAGGGCCAGGUCAACGAGCCAGACAAGUCACUGAAAUACUGCACUGCCAAAGCCAGGCACAGUUGGACAAAGGAGCGCAGGGUGUUGCUAGUGAAAUCGUUUGAGAAGAAAAAGUGGGUGGUUGUGCGACCGCUGCCUUUUUCACGUACCUACCCACAACAAUAUGAUAUGUGUGUUCAUGUCAUGAAACAGAAGAAGUGCCACUAUAUUGGGAACUGUUCUUUUGCACACAGUUUGGAGGAGAGGGAUGUGUGGACCUACAUGAAAAACAACAGCUUGAGAGACAUGCAGCAGAUGUACGAGAUGUGGCUGUCGUUGACCAAUCAACACCGGCGUGCAGACAGCAACCUUAUGACUCCGCCCCCAGAGGAAAAACAGAUCGCCAUGCCAACUGACUGUUCUGAGUCAAUGGUUGGACGACGGAUGUCUGGUGGUGGAGGAGACCUGUGACCAGUCCAAAAGUGUGUGGUCUGGAUGAGUCUUCCUUUUCAAAUGUCAAUUUCGAAGGCCCUUCUCCACUCUUUCAGUGCCACUCUGGGAAGUAACAGGCUCUUCUGCCCUUCAGGGCAGAGUGUCUGACUUUAGGACUAACACACACUGAUUGUUACCACAUACACACACACACACACACACCACAUGCUUUUUUCAUUUAUUAUCAAACAAAAUCUUGUGCACUCACCGACAUGACACUUGGCACAGGCUCAUAGUGUGGUGUAUGUGAAUGCACACUGGUACUUUUACAGCUAACUCAAAUAAGGGCAGUUUCUUCCAUUUGUACAAUUCAGAGGAGUUGAAUUGAGUUCAACCUUUUCCCACCGUGCUCUUCAAACUUAAACCCAAAACAGGCUGGUUCUCCCUGUAUCAAAUUAAAGCACCCGCCGUGAAGACCACGCAUUCCUCAGUCAUGUAUGUGGUGUCAGAUUUUGAUGAAUUUCUGAAGCGGUGCUUAACUCUGUGUUCCUGCCAUAUUGGUAGAAGAGUUUGAAUGUACAGCCAAAAGUGGCCAUUUACAAGAAAUUUGAGAUUUGUUCAGAUGUGGAAUGUAUUUGAGACACCAAGGCAAUUAAAGGGAUAGUUUACCCCAAUCCCCCACCCCCACCCCCCAAAAAAACAUACCUGUUAUUUAGUCAUCCUCCAUUUGUUCCAAACCAGUCUGAGUUUUUUACUUCUGUUGAACUAUGACGAAUUCUGAUGAAUGUUGGGGAAAAAAGAGUUUUUAUUCCUACUCUGUAACUGUUUUUCCCCCAAUGUUCUUCGGAAUAUCUUGUGUUGUGUGCAACAGAAGAAAAAACUUAAGUUUCGAACCACUUGAGCAAACAGUGAGGACGUUUUCAUUUUUGGGUGAACUCUCCCUUUAACGAUAAACUAAGCCAUAGGUCUCAAACUCGAUUCCUGGAGUGUCGCAGCUCUGGACAGUUUUGCUCCAACCCUAUCAAACACAGCCGAUGCAACUUAUCAAGGUGUUCAAAAGAGUCAUGAACACCUUGAUUAGUUGGAUCAGGUGUGUUUGAUCAGGGAGCAAAACUGUGCAGAGCUGCGACCCUCCAGAAAUCGAGUUUGAGACCUAUAAACUAAACUAAACCACCCUAACACUUGCAUAGAUAUUUGCAUAAUGCUAGUUACAGACCUUGCACUGACAUGCACUCACUCCCUCAUUCGUUUUGCUUUGCGCUGGCAGUGCUUGAUAAAGCUGAGGAUGGAAUGCACAUUUGAGUUGUCAAUUUGGAUUGAAACACUUUGUAUACAUUAUUUGUCUUGUUUUUUUGCUUAGAUUGAGUGAUCGACAGUUGAAAAAAGCUUCCGUGUUUGUCACGUUCAAGCUGUUAGAUUGAGAUUUUGAAGUGCAUAAUCUAUAAAACCCAUAAGCUUGCUAUAAGGAGACUCACCACAGUUCAUCGCAGGCCAGUGGCCUGGUUAGUUUUUCCAUAUUUAACUUUGAUUCAUUUCAUAUUAGAAGCAUGAACGGAGACGCGUUAGCAAGAAAAUAGACCACAAAGAACUUGCCCUGUCCAUGCCUUGUUCUAUUCCAAGUAUAUAUGUCGAGACAUGCAGUGCUACCCUUAGUAUGCCUUGUCCUUACUUUCAGUGGACAUGAUAUAUAAAUAUAUAUAAAUAUGAAUAUACACAAACACACACACACACACACGAUUAUAUCUACUAUAUUGGCAUACUACUAAUGAUUAUUGAUAACUUAGCAGUUAAGCUUAAUUAAGUAUAACCUUACUUGUAUUGAUUACAUAGAACUUCUUGUUAUUAAGCUAUGCUAUAUGACAUGUAUUGCUGAUUAGAUGGUUAGUGACUUUUUUUUUUUUUAAGCGUCACUCCGGACCUGUCGGUUUUGUAAGGUCUAGAUGAGCCUAAACUGCUUGUGAAUGCUAUAGAGGAUUGAAGCACCCUGAGAUGGUUUGUUAUGGAAAAUAGAAUCCAUUUACAUUCCUGGCAAUGUUUUCCAGGGCUUAAAUGACACAUGAAGAGCAGAUUUGGGUCUGAUGAUAUGGAGAUUUGAGAGGGACGUUCUGGAGUGACCUAGUACGCUUUACCGAGGGAUCAUAUUAUUACUUCUGCUAUUAUUAUGAUGAUGACAGUGAUGAUAAUGAUUGCCAUUAUGACUACUUCUAUCUUCCUAUAUGCUAUUGAUAUAUGUAUAUGUUAAUUGCUAUGUAUAACACUUUAAAUAUAUGUAUCCACGUAUGAAUAUAAUACUUAACAGUGAUUUAUGUCUAUGUAUGCUUGGUGAGCUGUCCAGAAUCGACGAUUUGAAAUCCUAGGCUGGUUUACCGUUCACGUUCUUCCAAACAGAAUGAAAAUGAAACCCCAUUACCCAUAGUGUGUCAUGCUUUUGGGAUGUUUUCGUAGUUGUUGCUUGAUCUGAAACCUGGGAUCUCUUUUGAGAGUGUUUAUCGAGUGGUUGUAGUUCAAAUUCAUCUUUCUGAACUACACACCUCAGUAAAUUCUCUCUUCGUCUUUAUUUGAAUGAGAUACUCGCAGCUCUGUGACAGAACACAAAGCAUACAUGGAUAUUUAUGUUUGUCUGCAUAGCGCCUUAUACUAUACAUUUAUAUACAAUUAUAAAUACCUUAACGAAUAAUCCUACUCUUUCGGUAUUAUGAUAUAUACGCUGUUAGGCAACUUGUUUAAGGAAACAGGGGAGGGAAGUGUAUCGUUAACGUUCUCUGGUUGACAAUAGAGACAUCUGAAAUCUCUCAUCUGAAAUUUUACGUCGAACUGAGAUGACGAGGUAGAACGUGAAGUAACCGUAAAGAGAAAGCGAGCUCAACCUGAGAGCCGAGAAGCUCAGUUAACAGUCUCUGUUGCUCAAAAACGUUGGAAUGUAGUUUGCAAUCAUUCAUAUUCAUAUCAAAGGGUUAGUACCGCUGGCCAUUGACCGGCCGAAGGCAGCAGUAUUGGUCAUCUACUCACCAUCAUCAUUCUCCUCUUGAGUUAAUUUUGUACCACAGAACUGGAAUGUUCUGGGCUCUCGGUCUUUGAAACCAAGGAUGAUUGCCCAUUUUAAGUCACAUUUGUGUUUGACACUUUCUUGGUGGAGUGUAAAACAGAAAUAUGUUCAUUAUUCAUGUUCAGUGUGGGAUUUAGCCAAUGUUGGAUUAUAUCGGUUGAGAAUUUCUGUUAAGAUGGGUUUAUUUUUCACCUCCUUAGAUAACCAGUUAAAAAAAUUAAAAUAAAAAAUCAGGGUUUUGAAAAAAUGAAAAGGAAAAACAACAAUGCCUCUUUUUGUACUGUAUUUUUACAUUUGUUUGUUUUGUUUCUCCUUUUUCUCCCUGGUUGGAAGUGAAUUAUUGAUCACAGUGGACCAAAUCUCAUGAACGUGUUUAACAAUAAAUAGACUGUUUUAGAAAAA